AAGUUGUGAGAUGGCAGGAGUAAAGUUGCUAGGUAUUUCAUUGAGCCCUUUUAGUCGUAGAGUUGAGUGGGCUCUCAAGAUUAAGGGUGUUGAAUAUGAAUUUGUUGAAGAAGAUUUACAUAACAAAAGUCCUGUACUUCUUGAAUUGAAUCCAAUUCACAAGAAAAUUCCAGUGCUAAUUCACAAUGGCAAGCCAAUUUGUGAGUCAAUGGUGAUUGUUGAAUACAUUGAUGAGACAUUUGAAGGUCCUUCCAUCUUGCCUAAAGAUCCUUAUGAUCGAGCUAUAGCUCGUUUUUGGGCUAAGUUCUUUGAUGAUAAGUGCAUGCCAGUAAUGGGGAAAGCUAUAUUUGGUAGUGGAGAGGAGUCAAACAAAGCUAAAGAGGAAUUGGGUGAUUUAAUAAAGAUUCUUGAAAAUGAGCUAAAAGACAAGAACUUUUUUGUUGGUGACAAAUUUGGAUUUGCUGAUAUGGCUGGAAAUUUGAUGGCAUAUUGGAUGGGAAUUGUUGAAGAAGCAUCUGGAAAUAUUUUUGUGACAAGCGAAAAAUUUCCAAUUUUUUGUAAUUGGAGAAAUGAGUACGUUAAUUGUAGUACAAUCAAGGAAUAUUUACCGCCAAGAGAUGAAAUACUUGCACAUUUCAAAGCUCGUUUUGCAGCUGCCCAAAAAUAAAAACUUUCUACUUAGUGAUUUUUUUGAGUUUUUAUUUUGUGUGGCUAUUAAAACUACCUUAUGUUAGUAGGUAGUAUGUUGUUU
Solanum lycopersicum (tomato) is the source of this 751-nucleotide messenger RNA. It is a transcript of the gene ctu1, whose product is annotated as glutation-S-transferase. Gene Ontology annotation, cellular component: cytoplasm. Gene Ontology annotation, molecular function: glutathione transferase activity. Gene Ontology annotation, biological process: glutathione metabolic process. NCBI's taxonomy places the organism in Eukaryota, Viridiplantae, Streptophyta, Magnoliopsida, Solanales, Solanaceae. The record is from RefSeq and is marked validated.